Messenger RNA from Prunus armeniaca (apricot), 2082 nucleotides. The record is from the annotation of a GenBank genome assembly. NCBI's taxonomy places the organism in Eukaryota, Viridiplantae, Streptophyta, Magnoliopsida, Rosales, Rosaceae.
AUGGCAGACCCAAGACCUUUUCUUCCAUCAGAUCCCAAUACCCUGCCCUGCACCUACACCCCUCUGCCAAAUGGAGCCAACCCGGAUGGAGGAGCCCCGGAGACCAGGAAGAGGCACUUGAAGGAGCUCCUAGCAAUCUUUUCUGGGUUGCUUAUGGUUUCCCUGCUGGUGGUCAUUAUAAGUGGCAAGGAGCCAAAUUCCCAUAAUGCAAGCAACAAACAUGAACCCUUGUUUUUGGCUAAACAGCCUCAUACAGCACGCCCCGAGAAAUUGAGGCCAGUUUCUAGGGGCGUGCCGGCCGGAGUGUCCGAGAAGAUGAACCGGUUAGCCGGUGACGUGGACACGCCGGUGUUUCCAUGGAACAAUAGCAUGUUGUCAUGGCAGAGAACUGCCUUCCAUUUUCAGCCUGAAAAGAAUUGGAUGAAUGAUCCCAACGGUCCAUUAUUUUACAAGGGUUGGUACCAUUUCUUCUACCAGUACAAUCCCAACAAAGCAGUAUGGGGAGACAUAGUUUGGGGACAUGCUGUGUCCAAGGACUUGAUCCAUUGGCUUCACCUUCCUCUGGCCAUGGUGGCUGAUCAGUGGUAUGACAUCAAUGGCGUUUGGACUGGCUCAGCCACCAUUCUCCCUGAUGGUAAAAUUGUCAUGCUCUACACUGGUUCAACCAAUGAGUCUGUCCAGGUCCAAAACCUUGCAUAUCCUGCUGACCACUCUGACCCUCUUCUCCUCAACUGGGUCAAGUACUCAGGCAACCCGGUCUUAGUCCCUCCCCCGGGCAUCGGGUACAAGGACUUCCGGGACCCUACCACGGCAUGGUUCACAUCAGAGGGCAAAUGGCGGAUCACCAUUGGGUCCAAGCUUAACAAAACUGGGAUAUCUUUGGUUUAUGACACCAAGGACUUCAAAACCUAUGAGCUUCUGAAUGGGGUGCUUCAUGCUGUCCCUGGGACUGGAAUGUGGGAGUGUGUGGAUUUUUAUCCGGUGUCGAAAACCAGUGACAAGGGAUUGGAUACUUCUGUGAACGGGCCUGAUGUGAAGCAUGUGGUAAAGGCUAGCCUUGAUGAUGACAGGAAUGAUUACUAUGCGUUCGGGACUUAUGAUGAGAAGACUGGCAAAUGGGUUCCUGAUAACGAAAAGAUUGAUGUUGGUAUUGGAAUUAGGUAUGAUUAUGGCAAAUUCUAUGCCUCCAAGACUUUCUAUGACCAAAACAAGGGGAGGAGAGUGUUGUGGGGUUGGAUUGGAGAGUCUGAUAGUGAAAGUGCUGAUGUCCAAAAGGGAUGGGCCUCUCUUCAGGGAAUUCCUAGAACAGUUUUGUUUGACCAGAAGACUGGAAGCAACCUACUUCAAUGGCCGGUGGAGGAGAUUGAGAAGUUGAGAUUGAGCAGCAAGGAUUUCAACAAGGUAGAGGUCAAGGCAGGGUCUGUGGUGCCACUUCAAGUUGGCACAGCCACACAGUUGGACAUUAUUGCCGAGUUUGAGUUGGACAAUAAGGUUUUAGAGAGCGUAGCUGAAUCCAAUGAGGCCUUCAGUUGCAAUACCAGCGGCGGGGCUGCCAAACGUGGCGCUUUGGGACCCUUCGGUCUUCUUGUUCUUGCAGAUGAGAGCCUCUCAGAGCAGACUCCUGUCUACUUCUAUGUUGCCAAAGGACCUGGCGGCAUUGUCGACACUUUCUUCUGUGCUGAUCAAACAAGGUCUUCUGUGGCAAAUGACGUUCGUAAAGUAAUUACUGGUAGCUAUAUUCCAGUUCUAAAGGAUGAGAAAUUAUCAGUGAGGAUACUGGUUGACCAUUCGAUCGUGGAAAGCUUUGCUCAAGGCGGAAGAACAACGAUCACAAAUCGGAUUUACCCAACCAAGGCAAUUUAUGGGGCUGCUAGGCUAUUUGUGUUCAACAAUGCCACAGAGACCAGUGUUACAGCAUCCAUCAAAGUAUGGCAGUUGAACUCUGCUUUCAUACGCCCAUACCACCAGGACGAAAGCAGCCUCGCAAGCUUCAACCAUGUCAACAUGCCUAAGCAGCAGCCUAGGAAAAUCUUACCUUUGGUCUUGCCCAAGUUGGUGGAGCCCAGCUCUUGGCAAACUUGA